Molecule: messenger RNA, 1239 nt
Organism: Ochotona princeps (American pika)
Lineage: Eukaryota; Metazoa; Chordata; Mammalia; Lagomorpha; Ochotonidae
Gene: ANKRD61
Product: ankyrin repeat domain 61
Exons: 3
Coding region: 1-1239 (412 amino acids)
Molecular function (GO): protein binding
Source: RefSeq, a predicted model, not a curated record
AUGGGCAACCUGAUCGGGAGGGGAAGCCGAGCGCGGGGGGCCGCCCGGAGCCCAGCCCAGAAGACCCGGCCCACCAUCCCCACGCUGCACCACAAACUCUACAAGGCCAUCCUCAAGGAAGACCGCGCUGCCAUCAGGGUGCUCCUGCGAAGCCACCCAGUGAACCAGCCCAUCACCGUGCUGGCCACCUCCUCCAUCUACAAACUCAUGCUGGCUCAGACCGAGCUCGCGGUCCCCAUUCACCUGGCUGCUGGUUACCACAAGGCUCAGAGCUUGCUGUGCCUGCUGGAACACGGUGCUGACCCGGAUAUCAGGGACGACAAAGGCCGGACCACACUGCACUUGAUUCUGCUGCAGUGGCCAAUCACUUCCAGCACGUGGACCACGUCAGAUGCCACAAUGCAAAAAACCCACAUAGACAUUCAGAGAAAUGCUGUGCUGUGCCUACGCAUCCUGUGCGAACACGGGGCUCAGGUUAACGCCCAGGUGGACAAAGGCAACAAGGGCCCGGAGACACAAGGGCCCAGUCUCUCCAUUCUGCCCCACAGCGACAGCCCUGCCAAGGAUGCUGGGGAGGCCUACAUGACGCCCCUUCACAUUGCUGCCAAAGCUCUGAACGCGGCCAUGGUAGAGAUGCUCAUUGCCUGUGGCGCCAACGUCAACUGUGCCGUCUCCUCCACGGGGUACACAGCCCUGAAGCUGGCCGUGUGCACGGCGUCCAGCAAGGCGGGCCAGGUGCUGGACGCGGGGGUAAACUGCAUCCGCCUGCUGCUGACCCACGGAGCCCAGGUCAACGCGCAGGACCACCAGGGGCAGACGUCGCUCCACGAGGCGUGCUACGGAGGCCGACAGGCCGUCAUUGAGCUCCUCCUUGAUUUUGAAGCUGACGUCAACAUCCUGACCAACAAGGGCGAGUCCCCAGUCUACAUGUUCCUGCAACGCCCCUCCAACAUGGGGGGGGCCGCCGUUCUGUCCAAACUGCUGGGGCGCACCUACCCUCUGAGGCUGACCAACCACCAAGGCGUCCUCCCCGCAGUCAUCAGGCUGCCCCAGUUCCACCGCCUCAGACAGACUCUGACCAGGCUAUCGAAAAAGCCUUGGCCCCUCCAGGACAUCUGUAAAAGGAACAUCAGGAACACGUACGGCGAGAAGCGCAAGCAGCAGCUCAGGCAGCUGCUGCCUGACAAGCUCUGGAACUCUGUCUAUGGCUGCCAGGACGUGGCGCGCCUCCUCAGGUAA